GGCACCCGGCCGCCGGCGCCCCGCGGUGCGCACCCAGCGCCCCGACCCGCCGCACCCGCCGCCCUCUCGUGCCGACGGCCAGGCGCGCGUCUCGGUCCCCGCCUGGAAGCAGCGCUGAAGAUGGCGAGCGCGGCGCCCCAGGAGCACGCCCAGGAAGGAUGCCCGGCUCCCGCUGCCGCGGAGCGGGCGCCGCCGCCGCCGCCCCCGGCGCCCCCGGAGGAGGAGGCUCAGGAAGAAGCCCCGGAGGAAGGCGCCGCGGCGGCCGGCGCGGGGCCGCAGGUGGAGGAGGCCGCGGGCCGGGCGCCGGCCGCCGUGACCUGGCUGCUCGGGGAGCCGGUGCUGUGGCUGGGCUGCUGCGCCGAGGAGCUCCUGAGCUGGAAGAGGCCGCUGCGCAGCCUCCUCGGCUUCGUGGGUGCCAACUUGCUGUUCUGGUUCCUUGCAUUGACUCCCUGGAGAGUGUAUCAUCUGAUUUCCGUCAUGAUACUUGGGCGUGUUAUUAUGCAAAUAAUAAAGGAUAUGGUUUUGUCUAGAACAAGAGGUGCACAGUUGUGGAGGAGCCUCAGCGAAAGCUGGGAAGUCAUCAAUUCCAAACCAGAUGAAAGACCCAGGCUCAGCCACUGUAUUGCAGAAUCAUGGAUGAAUUUCAGCAUAUUUCUUCAAGAAAUGUCUCUUUUUAAACAGCAGAGCCCUGGAAAGUUUUGUCUCCUGGUCUGCAGUGUGUGCACAUUUUUUACAAUCUUGGGAAGUUACAUUCCUGGGGUUAUACUCAGCUAUCUACUGUUACUGUUUGCGUUUUUGUGUCCACUGUUUAAAUGUAAUGAUAUUGGACAAAAAAUCUACAGCAAAAUCAAAUCGGUUCUGUUGAAACUAGAUUUUGGAAUUGGAGAAUAUAUCAAUCAGAAGAAACGAGAGAGAGCUGAAGCAGAUAAAGAAAAAAGUCACAAAGAUGACAGUGAAUUAGACUUUUCAGCUCUUUGUCCUAAGAUUAGCCUCACAGUUGCGGCCAAAGAGUUAUCUGUGUCUGACACAGAUGUCUCAGAAGUAUCUUGGACUGAUAAUGGGACUUUCAACCUUUCAGAAGGUUACACUCCACAGACAGACACUUCUGACGAUCUUGACCGGCCAAGUGAGGAAGUUUUCUCUCGAGGUCUUUCAGAUUUUCCAUCUCUAGAAAAUGGCACGGGAACAAAUGAUGAAGAUGAAUUAAGCCUUGGCUUGCCCACUGAGCUCAAGAGAAAAAAGGAACAGCUGGAGAGUGGUCACAGAUCAAGCAAAGAGAAGCAGUCAGCAGCUGGUCUCACCCUUCCUCUGAAUAGUGACCAAACCUUCCACUUGAUGAGCAACCUGGCUGGGGACGUCAUCACAGCUGCAGUCACUGCUGCUAUUAAAGACCAGCUAGAGAAUGCUCAGCAAGUCCUUGCUCAGGCUGCACCCAGCCCAGGGGAGGAUACAGACACUGAAGAAGGUGAUGACUUUGAAUUACUUGACCAGUCAGAGCUGGAUCAAAUUGAGAGUGAAUUGGGACUUACACAAGACCAGGAAGCAGAAGCACAGCAAAGUAAGAAAUCUUCAGGCUUCCUUUCAAAUCUACUUGGAGGCCAUUAACUGGGAAUCAGCUUGCAGCAGCACAGAUGAACCACCAAAAAAUUUCAAACAAGACAAAACAAAACAAAAAAAGACAAAAAAAAAAAAAAAAAAAAAGGAAAAAAAUUGAACUGUGAGCUUUAAUGAUUACUUUAGAUUUUUGUUUUCUUUUCCAUUCUGCAGUGAAUUAAUUGGAUAUAUAUCAGCUGACACUGAUAGAUUGAUAUUUCUGAUAGUUAUUUUUAUGUAAUAAGCAUGGAAAUGAACUUUAUAUAUACACACACACAUAUAUACUGUGUUGUCAGAACAUAUUAGGGGUUGUUUUUAAAGCAAAAAGAAAAAAAUGCCCAAAACACCAAAUUAUUAAGAUCCUUCUAUAAGUAUUCUUUAUUUUUUCUUUAUGAUUCAUUUUCAAGCAUGCACAAUUUUAUUGUAAUUCACCAAAAAUAUUAAUAAUUAAUUGUGACUUCAUGUUGUAUCAGCUCCCUUACUCCUACUACUUGGAGUUAAAAAAAAAAAAACUGGUAGACUUUGAUAUAAAAAGACAAAUUAUCAAGAUAUCUUUAGUUGAAGGACUUAGGAAAUACUAUCAAAAU
Molecule: messenger RNA, 2180 nt
Organism: Sciurus carolinensis (gray squirrel)
Lineage: Eukaryota; Metazoa; Chordata; Mammalia; Rodentia; Sciuridae
Gene: Retreg1
Product: reticulophagy regulator 1
Exons: 9
Coding region: 121-1605 (494 amino acids)
Biological process (GO): reticulophagy; negative regulation of neuron apoptotic process
Cellular component (GO): endoplasmic reticulum membrane
Source: RefSeq, a predicted model, not a curated record